CGCCGAGCAGGCGGGGCCGCCGGCAGCGCCGCUCCGUGCAGCCGCUCCGUGCAUCCGCAUCGCGGGGCGGGCCGUCGUUCCGCUUCCUGCUGCCGGCUUCCUGUUCUCUCCGCAGGGACCUUCGUGCCGCUCGUCCGACGCUUGUCGCGCCCACGGCGCCGCCCUCCCGUUGGUGCAGUGUUUCCCCCAUAAAAAAGCGGCAGAAAUGUUUGACGUGAAGGCUUGGGCUGUGUACAUUGUGGAAUGGGCUGCCAAGGACCCCUACGGCUUCCUCACUACAGUGAUCCUGGUCCUGACGCCCCUGUUCAUCAUCAGCGCAGCGUUGUCGUGGAAGCUUGCGAAAAUGAUUGAGACCAGGGAGCGAGAGCAGAAGAAGAAACGGAAACGCCAGGAGAACAUUGUAAAGGCCAAACGUGCAAAGAAGGAUUAAGUGGGCAAGAAAGGCCUUCCUUGGGCAGAGAAUUCACUUUAUUAAUGAAGCACUGCUGUACGUUUUCUGUUGUAACCAUCCUUUGAUACUUGAUGCUGUUGUUUCUUGAAUUAUGAAAUCUUAACUUCUCAAGAAUAUUUUUUUCUGCUGAAAUCAUCUGUGUUAGAAGUUACCCCGGUGACGGUCACUUUCAUCUCUUGCUUUUGUUUCUGUGCAGACUGCUUCUAUCUAAAUUUGCAUGUUAUAUUUAAAAAUGAAAUAGUUGGAGAGCAUUAGGGGCAUAUCUUUUUCCUUAGCUGAGCUGUGACUCAAAACGAGUCAAAAUAUGGGGAUAAUGUAAAUGACUCCUUAAUGCUAUGACCUUUGGUUUCAUAGUGUAGCGCACCCUUCUCCAUUGCAGCAGUAGUUCAUGUUGUGCUUACAUGUAUUUGCAGUUCCUGGUUUAACUGGACUACAGGAAGGGGAGGUUCUGGUACACUGCAGCAGAGCUGUGGAGCAUCUGGCUUCUGAGCUUGUUUGCUGUUGUGUUUUACUGAUACACUUUCAAGGCAUGCAGUGCGUGUGGCUGUGCAGUUCAUUCACUGCAUGCCCAUCAGGUCUGCAGCAGCUCAGCUGGUGGGGCUUGUCUGCACCAUGAACCAAGUUGACUUCUCUUGUUUCCUCUACAGCGCACCCAUCAGCAGUCUUCAAAUUCAGCCCAAACUCUAGGAAACUGAUUGCUUGUCGUCAGUGUGUUCAUUUGUCUGAGGCCACUCGUGUCCUACAGAGUACGCUGUUGGUUUUCCCUAAUUCUCACCUGAAUGUCCAUCUUUAACUUGUUUGUCUGCAAAGCAUUUUUGCCUCAAAGAAUAGCCAUAAGUGGGAUCAGAUGAGCGGCCCAGGCGGCCUCAAGUUUUGUCUUUUGUGACCUGUAGCCAUGGGAGACUACCCAAGUAGGAUAUGCGCACUGGUGACAGAAGUUCUUCCUACUUGCUAGCCCUCCAGCUGCCUGUGCUUUAGGACUUUCUGAGUUUAGGUGGUAUCACUUUGCUCUGACACCCCUUGAAGAUCUGCUGCACUCCAGGUCACAAAACGCUGGCGUAGCAGAAAAAGUCCAAGUGAGGUUCUGUUGUAAAUAUGCCAAAAAUUUUUAACCUUAAUUCCAAUUCAUCUUUUUCUAACAAAUGAUUAAUUUUUCACAGCCUGACUUUUAUCAGCCUAAUUCUAAAGAGUCUGUGGAAGUCAUCAGGUUUUCAGACUUGGCGUAUUUCUAAAUGGCAGCAUGGAGCUGUGCUGUCUAUCAUCUAGUCCAUCAUAUGGUUAAAAGUAAGAUCUUAAGAUAAUGUCCCAUUCAGCAGAGACCUAUGGAGCUGGCUGAUAGCAGCAGGAUAAGGGGGAAGGUUUACUGAAAUGACUUGAAGUAAAUAUGAAGUACUUACCUGCAACCAGUAUCUGAUGACCAUCUUUCAGUUCUGUUGGUCAGAAUAGCAAGCAUUAUUGGAAUGAUGUUUUGACACUUCAUGCUACAUGAGAUUAAAUCACCACUCUUGGAAAUGUUGUCAAAUGUGUAUGUAUUCCACCUUUGAUACCUAGACAUUUUAAAAUGCAUACCUACAUGGUUUAAAAUAAAUUUGAUACUUUUUCAAAAUAUA
Coturnix japonica (Japanese quail) is the source of this 2061-nucleotide messenger RNA. RefSeq names its product small integral membrane protein 15 (gene SMIM15). Lineage: Eukaryota; Metazoa; Chordata; Aves; Galliformes; Phasianidae. The record is from RefSeq and is a predicted model, not a curated record.